AAUCGCGGGGUCCCUCUAGCCCUAAUAAAAUAAGGCCUAAAUUGACUAAUGCGAACUGUGAAAUGUUAGGAAUAUAUGCAAUGAAAAAAUGAAGAUUGUCACUUGGAAUAUAAAUGGUAUCAGGACGUUUAAAGGCGGGAUUAAGAAAGCGCUGGACUUGUUAGACGCAGACAUAAUCUGUUUUCAAGAGACCAAAGUGACAAGAGACCUUUUGGACGAGAGAACUGCAAUCGUAGAUGGGUACAACUCGUACUUCAGCUUCAGUCGAGGACGUAGUGGUUACUCAGGGGUAGCGACGUUCUGCAAAGACAGUGCUACUCCUGUCGCCGCUGAAGAGGGACUGACAGGCCUGCUGACCAAUCACGGAGGGGCUGUGGGAUGCUAUGGCGACCAGGGAGAGUUAUCUACCGAGGAGCUGCAUCUGUUGGACAAUGAAGGCCGAGCUGUCAUCACACAGCACAGAGUAAUGUGCAAGAACCAGGAGAAAACUCUAACAGUUCUGAACGUGUACUGCCCACGGGCCGAUCCAGAGAAACCAGAACGCAGACUCUUCAAACUGCAGUUCUACAAGCUGCUCCAGGCGCGGGCUGAAGCCAUACUGGGAGCGGGGAGCUACGUGAUUGUGCUGGGAGAUGUGAACACCUCCCACCGGCCGAUAGACCACUGUGACCCGGACGACAUUGAAAACUUUGAAGACCAUCCUGGCAGGAAGUGGCUGGACAGCUUCCUGUUUGAGCGUAAUGAGGAGGAUGAAGAGGAUGAAGAGGGAGAUGAAGAACCAAUUGGUGAUGGCAAAUUCAUAGACACUUUCCGCUACUUCCACCCAACCCGUACCAAUGCCUUCACGUGCUGGUCCACCCUCACUGGAGCCCGGCAGACCAACUAUGGCACGCGCAUUGACUACAUCUUUGCCGACCGAGUGCUCACCGAGACAGAGUUCCUGGCCGCGGACAUCAUGCCGGAGGUGGAAGGGUCCGAUCACUGCCCGGUCCAGGCGCACCUUCGCUGCGCCCUCCUGCCCAACCCGAAGUGCCCUCCUCUCUGCACGCGCCACAUGCCCGAGUUUGCGGGCAGGCAGCAGAAACUCUCGCAGUUCCUGGUCAGGGUGGACCAGCAGGCUCUCAGGGACUCCAGGGAUUCUCUGCCCGGGUCGCAGGACUCGGGGGAGAUCCGCGAGAACCUCAACCCUUUGGAAACGGGAAACGGCACGGGCAAAAAGAGGGGGCCGGCAGCCGAGGCCUCCGCGCCUAAGGGCAAAAAAAGCAAGACCACCAGGAACGCAGCGAAGCCCCAGGGGAACCUCCUGGCCUUCUUCAAACCCAAACCUAGCCAGGCAGCCCACCUGUGCGAAGCGCCUCAGAAUCGCCUCGGGAACGGACAGGACGGCAAUGUCAUGGGUCCGUCUCAGGGCCUUGUGGUAGAGAAUCCCAGCAGGCAGGAACCUGUGGAGGGAGUGAACUCAGAAGAAAUUAAGGAGCUACAGGGAGGACAGGAGGAGUCGUCUUCAUCUAAUGAUGUCAGGAGUGUGGCUGCCAAAGAGGACCAGUGUAGAAACGGCAGGGCUACGCCCACAGAGGACGAUGAGGUCGUCACGUGCCCCAAGAAGGAAGGGUCGCUUGGGUUCUGGAAGUCGGUUUUACGUGGUCCGCCGCAGCCACCCAAUUGUAAGGUGCACGAUGAACCCUGCGUGCUGAGGACGGUUAAGAAGGCAGGGCCCAACAUGGGCAGGCAGUUCUUCGUGUGUGCCCGCCCACAGGGCCACGCCUCCAACCCUCAGGCACGCUGUAACUUCUUUGCUUGGGUGGACAAGGGGAAGUAGGCCGGACCUGCCUUGAAUCAGUGGUGCUGUGUACAUUGAGAGGUCGAUGAAACUUGAGUCCAAAGAUUUGACAUCAGUGGUUAUAGGAGGACUUCUCUGCUUGGAAAUCAGUCAGUGAAAGCAAGGGAAAGAGUAAGAAAGGGGUGAUCACUGUAGAACAGAGGUCUGUUAGGUUGCUUCAACUGCAUCCAGUUUUCACACAAAGCUGUUGUGAAAUGGAGACGACUGUCUUGACUUACAUGCACACUGAAAUCAAAUGCAUUCUCAUCAAGACCAGUGGUACUGAGUAUAUAAUUGGCCAGCUUUUCCAGGAAGCUGAAGGUAGUCAGACCAAACUACAGUGACACGAACACACAUUGAAGGGAAGUUCAUUAUUUUUAAGCCACCGACCAUUAUGAGCGACAGUUCAUCAUGAAGGUCUCCUCACCCAAGCUUGGUUUAACUAAGGGUUGACCAAGGACUGGAAAGAUAGAUUCGGUUGAAGAAUCUUGCAACCAAGUAUAAUAGUAUAUCAAAAAGAAACGUGUUACAUGUGUGUAACUCCUAACAGGGCUACAGAUCAUGAAUAAAAAAUCCAAAUUAGGUUCAUGCAAUUUGUGCCUCCCUUAUACGGUGUACUAACAAUCGUCAUCUGGUGCUAUCAGUACCUGUUACUGUUCCAGUUUAAUUGUGAGACCACCUAUACAUUCCAUCCAAGAUCACCAUUUUUAGUUUUCCAAUCCCACCUGCAGUGUUUGCAUUGGGC
Molecule: messenger RNA, 2564 nt
Organism: Megalops cyprinoides (Indo-Pacific tarpon)
Lineage: Eukaryota; Metazoa; Chordata; Actinopteri; Elopiformes; Megalopidae
Gene: apex2
Product: APEX nuclease (apurinic/apyrimidinic endonuclease) 2
Exons: 6
Coding region: 89-1819 (576 amino acids)
Biological process (GO): base-excision repair
Cellular component (GO): nucleus
Molecular function (GO): double-stranded DNA 3'-5' DNA exonuclease activity; phosphoric diester hydrolase activity; DNA-(apurinic or apyrimidinic site) endonuclease activity
Source: RefSeq, a predicted model, not a curated record